Messenger RNA from Lolium rigidum, 687 nucleotides. RefSeq names its product transcription repressor OFP8-like. The record is from RefSeq and is a predicted model, not a curated record. Lineage: Eukaryota; Viridiplantae; Streptophyta; Magnoliopsida; Poales; Poaceae. Gene Ontology annotation, biological process: negative regulation of DNA-templated transcription. The coding region runs from base 1 to 687 and encodes 228 amino acids. The transcript has a single exon.
AUGUCGAACAGGGCGUCGAGGAGGGGCAGCUUCACGCUGCGGCAGCCGCCGGUGGUGGACAUCGGCUGCAACUGCCGCCGGCCGAAGCUUUUCGCCAACAUCUUCUCCUCGUCGUCGCUCCCAUUCCGCGGCGGGGGCAGCGGCAGGGGCGGCAAGCCCAAGUCGCCCAACGCGUCCUCCACGUCCACCGCGAUGACGGCGUUCACGUCCACCACCCUGGGCGGGCAGAGUGGCACCACGGCCACCUCCGCCGACUCCGCCUCCUGGGGCCCCGCCUCUUUCACCAACAACUCGCUGUACGAGGACCCUGCUGCGGCCGCGCGUCGUCACGGCCAGGCGGAGCAGCCGGAGCAGGAGACGCGGCGCCGGCGGAGGCAGCAGCGGCGGCGUCGCAGGCGCGCGGCCUGGGACGGCGCCGGCGCCGGCGGCGACGAAGAGCAUGGUCGCGUGGCGCGUGAGAGCGUGCCGGUGGCGGUGGAGUCGGCGGAGCCGUACGAGGACUUCCGGGAGUCGAUGGUGCAGAUGGUGGUGGAGAAGGAGAUCUACGCGUGGGACGACCUCAACGACCUCCUCCACCAGUUCCUCUCCCUCAACUCGCCGCGCCACCACCCGCUCAUCCUCCACGCCUUCGCCGACCUCUGGACCCGCAACGGACUCUUCUCGCCGCCUUCCCCGUGCCAGUUCUAG